UACAACUUGACAUUGAAUGAUAAAAAGAAUGUUUCGGGAACAUGGCAAUUUUGAGAUUAUUAUACAAAAAGCGACAAUUUCUAUUUGCAAUAUUAUGUGUAACAACGUUCUGGAUGAUUUACAUUUUCUUAUCCUUGCCUCAACCAUCAAAAACAGAAACAAGAACAAGUUUUUCGGAUAAUUUAUCAAAGACUCAGAUUGUUCUAAGAAAAAAUGAAGAGAAAAGCUUGAAAGACAGAACUGUCAAUAAUGUUAUUGCCAAACCAGAUCUGGUCAAGAAACCACAACUGAGUGAGGUGAAAAAUGAAUCUGACAAAUUCAAAAAGGAACAGGAUGAAAAGAAAAAAGAAAAGAAUUCACCAGAGAAAAAGAAGGAAACAAAAAACCCUAAUUUAGAAAAGAAAAUUUCUGAAAAAAAUAUUAAAGUCACAUCAGUGAAUGCAAAAGUAGAUAAAAUAUCUGGAAAUAAAACAUCAGUGAAGUCACCAGAAGUGAAGGGAAACUUAAAUAUUGUACUGGAAAAAAUUAAAAAUAAAACUUUAGAAAUGGGAAAGAGUGUAAAAAAUAAAACACUGGAAAAACUGUCAGCUUUUGGUGUAUUUCAACCAAAACAGUACAAAAAAUUACUAUAUCAGCAAGGUUUGUGGCCCCUUAAUUUAUCGUUGGAAGAUGUUGGCGGCAUAAUGAAAGAUACUUCUUAUCUUCAAAAAGAAGAAAAAAUUAGCAUAAAUUAUCCAAAAUUACUGUCAUCGAAGAUUAAUGAGACAGUUGGGAAUGAGACAAUAACAUUAAGAAAUCUUACUAUGACCAACAGUGUUGGAUUUUGUGACUGUGAAGAUUAUGAAUGUUUCUGUUGUGGUAGAGUGGAGAUGAAGAAAAUGCAUGUAAAUAAUACAGCAUGUGCCAAUUUUACUUUUAUGACAAAAUCUCAGGAAUUUGACUACAGAUUUUCUUUAGAUAAAAAACUUUUGGAUAAACAGAUUAUAUCGGCUGAACAGCCACCAACAGUAUGUUUAGGAUCAAUAUCUAAAGUAGGAGCAGUAUGUACCAGAUUUUUAAAUGUGACAUCGAUAGUUAGUAUACAAGAAGAUCACAAACUUCAUGUAGUCGGAUGUUUAGAGUUCAGUUUGAUGUUAUACAAUCGAACUGUUAGUGCAUUCCCUGUUGACUGUUUCCAGUUACCCAGUCAUCAACAUAGAGUUAAAGAAGAAAAAGCUGUACAUGAUUUUGGUAACUGGAUGCCAUGAUUAUGGAUAAGGGACAAGGUGUUAUAUAUUGUAAUCCUAUUUAUUUGUUGAAUUCCUGUCAUUUUUUCAUUCCUAUUCAGUAAAAGGUUCAAUCCAUUUAAUACAGGGUAUAAAUCUCCAAAACUAUGUAAGCUAUAAAUAGUAUAGCUUAAACUUGUAUAUGUUUUCUGCAAAAUAUAAUUUUCAGUUUUAUGUUUAUAAUAUAUUAUUUACAAUCAGUGUUUGGUUGGCUCACAAGCACAGAAAAAUGCUUGUACCAUAAUAAUGAUUUUAUACAUUUUCCUGUAGACUAGUGAUAUAUUGCUGUGCAAUUUACAACGUUGUAAAAUUUUAAGUAUUGAUAACUGCACUUGAUGGUCUUUCCAUAAACCUAUCAAAAUAUUAUCUUUUAUUCACAGAAAGUAUUAAUCUGAGAGAUAUCAAAGAUUAUAUAUGUGAACCUAGUAAAUUUGCCCAAGACCUAAUAACUUAAGGAAAAAAACUUCAGUUGCUUUAUUUUUUAGAUUUUUUCAAAUAUUUAGAAAUGAGUUACAAUGUUAACCAUAUAAAUGAUUUAGCCACAAGAUCUCUGUUGCAAAGAUGAUAUGAGUGAAAUAUAUCUUUUUGAGGAAAGCUUUUGCCCAUAAUAAAUUUUACUGAAUACAUGUUAAAUGGAAAUUUUUAGUCAAAUAUAUAUGUGCAUUAUGACUUUUCCAUAAUGUCACAGGAACAUCCCAUAUCCCAUUUCUAUGCUAAAAGAUUCUUGUCAUCUGUUUUGUUUUUAGUCCCCUACCGACGAAGUCGAAGGGGACUUCAGGUUUGCACUCUAUCCGUCUGUCUGUCCGUCCGUCCGUCUGUCUGUCCAUCCGUCAGUCCGGCAACUCAGCUUUCCACACUUUUUAUCUUCGUUCUUGAAGAUUUUGAUUUGAUAUUUGGUAUAUAGUUUUAUCAUGACAAGUUAUAGAUCAAGUUCGAAUUUUGUUCCAGUCUGAUGAUUUAGUCCAGAGUUAUGGUCCAUAAAAAAACUCCAUAACUAAUGUUAGAGUACUAUGUUAAACCAUAUAAUCGGGUACAAAGGGAGAUAACUCAUUUUUUAAAAGACAUUCUUUGGGAAAUUGUUUGAGGAAUUUUGUGGCAGGUUUAUAUGUUAUUUUGUAUAAACUAAUUUUCUGAAUGCUUUAAUUAGAUAAUAAUCUAUUUUUAUUAAGGUAUAUAUUUCAUUACAUUACAUUGUGUAGAUAAAAGUUGUUGACAUUUUAUAGAUAAGUUACAAAUCUAUAUUUGUUUGUGACAAAUGAAAGAAACAAUAUUUGGAACUAUUAAUUAUAUUUGAUUAUAACUUGAAAAUAAAUAUACAUUGUAUUACAUCAUAUCUAAUUUUAGAGAACUAUUAAUCAUAUCUAAUGUUAGAAUGUUAUAGGUUUUCCACACUUUUUUUCAUCAUGCUUGAAGAUAUUGAUUGACAAUUGGUAUAUAGUUUUAUCAUGACAAGUUACAGAUCAAGUUCAAAUUUUUGUUUCGGUCUGAUAAUUUUGUGCAGAGUUAUGGUCCUUGGACUUGAAAAAUUUCACUCAUAUAUUCAGUUUUCCACACUGUUUUUAGUCAUGCUUGAAGAUAUUGACUUGAUAUUUUCUUUUUGUUUACACCAUGACAAGUUAUAGAACAAGUUAGCAUUUUGUUCCAGUUUAAUGAAUUUUUACCCGGUAGGGGACUAUGUAUUGCCAUGCAAUACUCUCAGAAUGCUUGUUUAUCUACAGGUUAGCAUAAUUUUGAAAGGAUUGAAUAAAUUUAAUAUUUUUAUCGACUUCAGUGGCCAAAUAGUUUUUGUUUUUUCCAAUAGCAUUUUGUUUUUUAUCUACAGGUUAGCAUAAUUUUGAAAGGAUUGAAUAAAUUUAUAAUUUUUUUUCAACUUCAGUGGCCAAAUAGUGGCUCUUAUACCUCCUUCUUUGUUUAUUGUGCCAUGACUGCCAAAUUUAAUGGCUUGUAAACAAAUAGUACUAUUUUGUUAAAUUAAAGUAUUUUGAUAUGUUUGUAAUAGUAAUAUUUUGUUAAAUUUAAGUGUUUUGAGAUAUUUGUUUUCACCAAUUUAAUCAUAUUAGUCCAAACUUUAGUAAAUUGAGUACUAACACUGACUUUUACCAUGUUUCUACCUUCCCUGUUCUCAGCAUUGUAGUAAACACUGUAGAACUCUUUGAGUUUUGAACAAGUCCUAUAGUAUAGGUGUUUCAAAAGUUGAAUUUUCAAUUUGAUGUGUACAUACCAAAUUCAUGAAUUUGAAAAAUAGCUGGUGUCGGGACGAAUUUUUUUUUCGAGAUUGAUCAGACAACAAGAGGUUUUAGGCGUUUCAUUCUUACUUUGAAAUCUGUUAACUUCUCACACAUCACUGAAUUUACUGGUAGAUAAUAUGUAAACACUGUUUUAUAGAAAUAUUUGUUAUUUAUCCAAAAGUUGUUUUUUAGUAUGAGUUGUGUUAUUGUAGAAUUACUAAUAUUUUUAAAGUGUUUUAUAAUGUGGAAAACUUUGUAAUGAUUUUUAGAGGUCUAAAUCAGAUAUUUUGAAACUAACAUAAUUAUAACAUUUUUCAAAGAACUUCAAUGUGAACAGAUCUAAUAGUUUGUCAUUUUAGUAAAAUAUAAUAUAUAGAAAAUGUAUACCAUGAGGCUGAUAAAACAUUUGCAGAAGAAUACAGAAAGGUCUAUGAGGAAGAUAACAUGAUAUUGCAUCAGCAUGUUGAGAAGGGAACGUUGUGCACAUUCAUAUUAGAAGAAGUUAUGUACACAUUAUUGGGAUUAACAGUUAUAUGUUGCCGCACAUUGACUUGAUUCAUACUCAGUUAUUCAUUUGAAACUUUUGAUUUUUCUUGGUGUUUAUAGAAUUAAUCUCAACUAAAACUUCCCAAAAUAUAUUGACAUAGUCACUUAUAAUCAUGGUAUCUUUUGUGAUGGCAUUAAUCAUCUUGUUUCUGUAAUUUUAGAUUUACAUAUCAUUUUGUAUUUUCCUGUUAGUUUCUUGGAUUUUAGUGUUAAUUUUGUAAUUUGUUAAAUGUUUUCUUAAGGAUACAAAACAUAUACAUGUAGUAGUUUUGCAUACAACAUUUGUAGUACAAUUAAGUUACACAUUUUUAUAAAAAUUUUGAGAUAACACAAAUUGGUGUAUUGACUGUUAACACCAGUAUCAACAGUUUUGUUAAAUUCAUGCAAAGAAUUUCUGAUGUUAAAGAAAUAAUAAUAAUACAUUUUAAUAUUAUCUUGUAUAGAAGUUUGAAGUAUGACAAUAAAACAAAUGUAUUAAUGAUGGUGAUUUAUAUGUUGCUCACAUCUUCAUAUCAUUUUAAAUGAAUAAAGUUUUGCAUAGUAUGUAUGUGUAUUGAAGUGAAUUAUUUAUGUGAUUUAUAGUGGUAUUAUUUAAAAGGAAAUAAUACAUCACAAGUUUAUUAUAAAAAUUAUAUGUGAAAUCAUUGUGUAUCAACUUAUACCAGAUACUGCUUUAUAAUGCUACAGAAUAAUUUGUAUUGGCAGGAUUCACAAUUGGCAGGGUUCCAGUUCUCUGUAUACACUUCCUACUGGUAUAGGGUGUAGAUUGCUGAACAAAAACAAAAUUUAACAGAUACAUGUACACUUGAUUACAGUAUUAUUUUGUUUCAUUGGAUGUUUAUAUCCUUCACCACCUUGUCAAAAGAUGCACACUUAAUGACUGCAUUUAGUUAUUAUCUUACUAAAUUUUCAUUUACAAGUUGCAGUUAAUUAUUUUUAUUUGACAGCUUUGCAUACCAUCGCUGUCCACAUGAGGGAACUCUACCAACAGGAAAUUUAGUAGGCAUUGGUUCGGGAGUUUUUUUUUCAAUUAACAUUAUUAAAAUUAGCAGGACUCCUCAAAGUUAAUGGAGUCAAAACCUUUUAAGGCUAGUGCACUUCAAUCUUUUACUAUUAUUUUUUACGAUUAUCUUGUUUUAAAGAGAAACUUAUUGUUAUUUUCAUUUACAAACUUAGGAUGUGUGUUGUCAACAUAGAAAUCAUUAUGAUUUCACAGAACACAUAAAAAAUAUGAAGUCAUGAGAAAUUUGUUGGAGUUUCCUUCCCUUUUGGUUGAGCCUGUGAAAUUUAUUUUGCGAAAGCGAGACAUAGUGAUCAUAGAUUCCGUCGAUGGCGUCAACAUUUAGGUUAAGUUUGUGGUUAAAAUUUUUUUGGACAUCAAUAACUUUGUCAAACCUACAUGGAAUUUUAUAAAAUUGAGACAGAAGCUUGUUUAUGACCAAAAUACAGUAUCCAAGGCAAAAUUUAGAAAAUAUUUAUUUUUAUUUUUCCGUAUUUUACUAAUAAAUGGACUUAGUUUUUUUAACAGAUAACUUCUGAUUUUGUCUGAGGUUAAAGUUUUUCAGUCAUCAAUAGCUUUGUCAAACCUUCAUGGAAUUUUAUAAAUUUGGACAGAAGAGUGUUUAUGACCAAAAUGUAGUAUCCAGAGCAAAAUUUGGGAAAUAUUUAUUUUCAUUUUUCUGUAUUUUACUGAUAAAUGGACUUAGUGUGGGGUUAAGUUUGUUACACAUCAAUUACUUUGUCAAACCUUCAUAGAGUUUUUUUGAACUUUGCUUUUUAAUGAUUAAAAGAUACGGCCUAAAAGAUAAUGUCUGAAGCAAACCCUUGAAAAUAUAUAUUUUAUUCCUUUUUUUCUAUUUUUCUGAUAGAUGGACUUCAAUUUUAUACCACCGCAAAAAUUAAACAUUUUUUGGUCGUAUAUUGGUAUGAUGUUGGCGUCGUCGUCGUCGUCGUCGUCCGAAGACACAUUGGUUUUCGCACUCUAACUUUAGUUUAAGUGAAUUGAUCUCCAUGAAAUUUUACCAUAAGAUUCAAUACCACAAAAGGAAGGUUGGGAUUGAUUUUGGGGGUUAUGGUACCAACAGUUAAGGAAUUAGGGGCCAAAAAGGGCACAAAAAUAAGCAUUUUUGUAACUUCCAGACAUAACUUGUGUGUUAGUGUAUGGAUCUCUCUGACAUUGUACCACAAGGUUCCAUAUCGCAAAGGGAAUGCUGGGAUUGAUUUUGGGGGUAAUUGCCUCAAAAUUUUAGGAAUUAGGGGCCAAAAAAGGGGCAAAAAACAAGCAUUUUUCUAGUUUCAUGAUAAUAACUUGUGUGUAAGUGUAUGGAUCUUUCUGAAAUUGAAUUACAAGGUUCCAUAUCACAAAGGGAAAGUUGGAAUUGAGUUUGGGGGUAAUUGCCCAAAACGUUUAGGAAUAAGGGGCCAAAAAGGGGCCAAAAAUAAGCAUUUUUCUAGUUUCCAGACAAUAACUUGUGUUCAAGUGUAUGGAUCUCUCUGAAAUUGUACUGCAAGGUACCAUACCACAAAGGGAAGGCUGGGAUUGAUUUUGGGGGUAAUUGCCUCAAAAUUUUAGGAAUUAGGGGCCAAAAAAGGGGCAUAAAACAAGCAUUUUUCUAGCUUCAGGACAAUCACUUGUGUGUAAGUGUAUGGAUCUUUAUGAUAUUGUACUACAAGGUUCCAUAUCACAAAGGAAAAGCUGGAAUUGAGUUUGGGGGUAAUUGCCCAAAACGUUUAGUAAUAAGGGGCCAAAAAGGGGCCAAAAAACACAUUUUUCUAGUUUCCAGACAAUAACUUGUGUUCAAGUGUAUGGAUCUCUCUGAAAUUGUACUGCAAGGUACCAUACCACAAAGGGAAGGCUGGGAUUGAGUUUGGGGGUGAUGAAUCAUAAGGGGGUUCAAAAAAUUUGGGGGGGGGGAUUUUUUUUUUCUUCCUUUUUUUUCUUUUUUUCCUUUUUUUUUUCUUUUAAAAUUUUCCAUUUUAAGUUGGUUAUUUUCUGAUUUAUAUUUAAAAGCAAAUAAUAAUGAUAUGGUAGGAGAUACACACCAAACAGGAUGUGUAAAUUAUUAUAUAAUAAGUAUUGUGCAAUAGCAAGAAAUUUUCAAUUGCACAGUAUUGCGCAAUAGCAAGAAAUCUUCAAUUGCACAGCAUUGCGCAAUAGCAAGAAAUAUCCAAUAGCACAAUAUUGCGCAAUAGCAAUAAAUUGUCAAUUGUACAGUAUUGCACAAUAGCAAGAAAUAUUCAAUUGCACAGUAUUGUGCAAAAGAAGAUACUUCGUAUAAAUUGCUUAUUUCUUGACCAAUUUCAAUGGGGUUUUAUUCUUGAAUUCUUGGGGUUCUUUAAUAUGCUGAAUCUAACCGUGUAUUAAGUUUUUUGAUUUUGGGCCCCGUUUUUAAAUUGGUCCACAUUGAGGUCAAAAGGGUCCGAAAUUAAACUUUGUUUGAUUUCAUCAAAAAUUGAAUUAUUGGGGUUCUUUGAUAUGCCGAAUCCAACCGUGUAUUUAGAUUCUUAAUUUUUGGUUCCGUUUUCAAAUUGGUCUACAUUAAGGUCCAAAGGGUCCAAAAUUAAACUUAGUUUGAUUUUAACAAAAAUUGAAUUCUUAGGGUUCUUUGAUAUGCUGAAUCUAAACAUGUAUUUAGAUUUUUGAUUAUGGGCCCAGUUUUCAAGUUGGUCCAAAACGGGGUCCAAAAUUAAACUUUGUUUGAUUUCAACAAAAAUUGAAUAUAUGGGGUUCUUUUGAUAUGCUGAAUCUAACCAUGUAUUUAGAUUUUUGAUUUUUGGGCCCCGAUAUCAACUUUGUCCACAUUGAGGUCAAAAGGAUCCAAAAUUAAACAUUGUUUGAUUUCAUCAAAAAUUGAAUUCUUGGGGUUCUUUGAUAUGCUGAAUCUAACCAUGUAUUUAGAUUUUGGAUAUUGGACCAUAAUAGGUGAAUGUCCAAUUUAAAAUUUUUAAGUUCUUAGACCACAUUCAUUCUGUGUCAGAAACCUAUGCCUUGUCAAAUAUUUAAUCAUAAUCCAAAUUCAGAGCUGUAUCAAGCUUGAAUGUUGUGUCCAUACUUGCCCCAACUGUUCAGGGUUCGACCUCUGCGGUCGUAUCAAGCUGAGCCCUGCGGAGCAGUUUAUUUACAGUUAACAUUUACAGUCUGGGAUUAAAUUUUUUUUACAUGAUAAAUUUGUAAACUUCAUGGAUUGUUAUGAAACUUGGACAGAAGCUCAUCUUCAAGACCAAGAAAUAGCAUCUAAAGAAAAAGAUUGAUUUUUUUUUUAAAUUCUCUAUUUUUCUGAUAAAUGGGCUCACUUUUUAAUUUAAGUCAACAUUACACUUUUACACUGACAGCAGCAAUCGCAGGCGAAACACAGGGUUCUGCGGAACCCCUUAUGAAUUUUUUUGGGGUAAAGAUUGCAUGAAACCCUAUGGUACUGACUGAUAUCUAUAUCUUUGAAGGUUGAUCACUACCUUUGAUAGUUCAAAUAAAAAAAUGCACUGUAGUGAUCAUUAUUUAGAUCCUAUCCAGUCUAUUUCAUGCAACUUAUUGAUGAUAUAUUAUACUUUGAUAUUUUUAAGUUACAAUAUGAUGUGUAUUUGAAUUACCAUACUUGUCAAGAAAACAUGUUUUUAUUAAAAAUUACAGAAGUAAUGCAUGGUGUAUGAAUCUGUUAUAAAAAUAGGUUCAACUACAAAUGUACAAUCAUGAACAAAGAAAGAUAAGUCUCAACUCAAUUUUUUAACUUGCCAAGCAAAAUAAAAUUCAAUUUAAAAAUUCACUAAAUUGCAAAAUGAAAUCAAUCUUUACCCUUCAGUGCUCACAAGCACUUUGAUUAGAAUUUCUCUCUACAUUUAUUGCAAUGAUUUAACAUGUAAAUAAUCUCAUGGCAGUAUUAUAAAUAUAUUUACUGUGAUAUGGUAGAUAAGUAUAUUAGUGUAUUGAUUUACACCUUUAUGUACUUAAUGUGAAUGUAUGCUCCCAUUAUGUAAUUAAAAACCCUUCAAAAGAA
Mytilus californianus (California mussel) is the source of this 9030-nucleotide messenger RNA. RefSeq lists its product as uncharacterized. The record is from RefSeq and is a predicted model, not a curated record. The coding region runs from base 42 to 1247 and encodes 401 amino acids. The transcript has 4 exons. Lineage: Eukaryota; Metazoa; Mollusca; Bivalvia; Mytilida; Mytilidae.